AUGAAGCACUGUGAGAAGGGCCGAAUCGCCCGGUGGAAUUCGACGUUGGACGAAUUUGAGGCAAGAAUAAUUUACAGAAAAGGAUCGGAUAAUCAGGUGGCUGAUUAUCUCAGCCGAUCGGCUAACUCCGACGUUAUCUCUGAUGUAGUGGAGGAAUUGUCACAUCCGUAUAUUGCUCUCCCGGCUGUUACGAUGGACCCAGUGGAACUUCCCACUGGUACGCGAAUCCAUCGUUACAGCAGCCUGGACUUAGAGAGAAUUAGGGAAGUAUCAAAGAAGGAUCGGGAAGCCGCGGAACUAACUGAAAAAAACAUACUGGACAGAAGACAAGGAUGUUAUUGGGAAGGGAGACGUUGUUUUGUCCCCUAUGAUCUGCGACAAGUCACACUAAACCCUGAAGGACUUGGUGCAACUUGGAUAGACGAUUUAAGGUUGUACGUGCAAGCGUACAACUACACAUACCACGAAACGCUAGGUGCGUCACCCGCAGAAGUCCUCUUUGCGAAACCGGUGGAGGAACCCAGCAUUACAAUCGAGCUGUUAGAAGACUUGCGGGAAAGAAAGGAACGUGGGGCAUUGAUACGGCAGCGAGCGGCAGAUCACGCGCGACAGGUCCAGGACGAAUUGGAUAGCAAAUUGAAGCAUGUUCAUGUAGAACCGAAAAUUGGUAUGAUGGCUUGCGCUAGGUUACCAACUGACGCCAAACUGGACACACCCUACACGGAACCUGUACCAAUCGUGUCCGUGGAUGCUGAACGAAGUAUGGUUACCCUCUCCUACCAAGGAAAGGAAAUACACCGUUCCUUCAAGCAGAUACACAUAUUGCCCGCGGUCGAUGUAAACGCUAUCGUGAGGGAGGAAUCUCAUAGAGAAGGAAUGACGGAUGAAGAACCUGCUCAGAUCACGGAUUCACAAUGGACUGCACUAUGA
Molecule: messenger RNA, 930 nt
Organism: Gregarina niphandrodes
Lineage: Eukaryota; Apicomplexa; Conoidasida; Eugregarinorida; Gregarinidae
Exons: 2
Coding region: 1-930 (309 amino acids)
Source: RefSeq, a predicted model, not a curated record